UACCUCGGGAUGAUGGUGGGGGCAUUCUCUGGGAGACGGCAGACAAAAGUGGGAAGGAAGCAGUCUCUGAUUUGCAUGUCUGUCAACGGAUUCUUUGCCUUCCUUUCUUCAUUUGUCCAAGGUUACGGCUUCUUCAUCUGUCGCUUGCUUUCUGGAUUCGGGAUUGGGGGCGCCAUUCCCACUGUGUUCUCCUACUUUGCUGAAGUCCUGGCCCGGGAGAAACGGGGUGAGCACCUCAGUUGGCUCUGCAUGUUCUGGAUGAUUGGCGGCGUCUAUGCUUCAGCCAUGGCCUGGGCUAUCAUUCCCCACUACGGGUGGAGCUUCAGCAUGGGCUCGGCCUACCAGUUCCACAGCUGGCGUGUCUUCGUCAUUGUCUGUGCCCUCCCGUGUGUGUCCUCUGUGGUGGCCCUCACCUUCAUGCCAGAAAGCCCUCGGUUCUUGCUGGAGGUGGGAAAACAUGAUGAAGCCUGGAUGAUUCUGAAGCUAAUUCAUGAUACCAACAUGAGAGCCCGGGGCCAGCCAGAGAAGGUCUUCACGGUGAAUAAAAUCAAGACUCCCAAACAAAUAGACGAGCUGAUUGAAAUCGAGAGCGACACCGGAACAUGGUACAGGAGGUGUUUUGUCCGGAUCCGCACAGAACUGUAUGGAAUUUGGUUGACUUUUAUGAGAUGCUUCAACUACCCAGUCAGGGAAAACACCAUAAAGCUUACGAUUGUUUGGUUCACCCUGUCCUUCGGGUACUACGGAUUGUCCGUUUGGUUCCCUGAUGUCAUCAAACAUCUCCAAUCCGACGAGUAUGCACUGCUAACUAGGAAUGUGCAAAAGGAUAAAUAUGCAAACUUCAGCAUCAACUUCACCAUGGAGAACCAGAUCCACACGGGAAUGGAGUACGACAACGGCAGAUUCCUUGGAGUCAAGUUCAAAUCGGUAACCUUCAAAGACUCAGUGUUUAAGUCCUGCACCUUUGACGACGUGACCUCAGUCAACACCUACUUCAAGAACUGCACGUUUAUUGAUACCCUUUUUGAUAACACAGAUUUUGAGCCCUAUAAAUUCAUAGACAGUGAAUUUCAAAACUGCUCAUUUCUUCACAACAAGACGGGAUGCCAGAUUACUUUUGACGAUGACUAUAGUGCCUACUGGAUUUACUUUGUCAACUUUCUUGGGACAUUGGCGGUGUUACCAGGAAAUAUCGUGUCUGCUCUCCUGAUGGACAGGAUCGGGCGCUUAACAAUGUUAGGUGGCUCCAUGGUGCUCUCGGGGAUCAGUUGCUUCUUCCUGUGGUUUGGCACCAGCGAAUCUAUGAUGAUAGGCAUGCUGUGCUUGUACAACGGGCUGACCAUCUCAGCGUGGAAUUCUCUCGAUGUUGUCACGGUGGAACUGUACCCCACAGACCGGAGGUAG
Messenger RNA from Arvicanthis niloticus (Nile rat), 1404 nucleotides. Its product is annotated as synaptic vesicle glycoprotein 2C-like. The record is from RefSeq and is a predicted model, not a curated record. Lineage: Eukaryota; Metazoa; Chordata; Mammalia; Rodentia; Muridae. Gene Ontology annotation, cellular component: synaptic vesicle membrane. Gene Ontology annotation, biological process: chemical synaptic transmission; transmembrane transport. Gene Ontology annotation, molecular function: transmembrane transporter activity.